UGAUGCCGCUGUACGUACGUAUAUCCCUCUUCAGUCUUCUCUCCGUGAACACAAAAAUCUCUCUUGGUUCCUGGAUGGAUAUUGUUUUUUGAGCAAACGUUCCAAUAAUCACUAGUAUCCAAAAACGGCAAUGGAAGCGUGCUCAUUUCUCCUUUCCCACUCCCUUGCCGGUGUUUUUUUCGCCGGCAACCGAACUCCCGGCGACAUCCGGCUUCUGGGUCGUGGAGAAGUCAAUUCCUACCUGAGACGAAGAAAUCUUUCAGGGCCUUUGAAAGGCUCCUCUGUGUCUUCUCCUAAGGCUCUUGGCUCGAAUGCAGGUGCGGAUACAGAUGAUAUGUAUGACGACUUGUUCAAAAAAUAUGGAAAGGUGGUAUACAAAAGAAAAGACCAACAGUCUCCUACCGCAGAGGUUGACGAUGAUGCUACAAGCUUGUCCUUUGCUGUUGCAGCGGCUAAGGUGGCAAGUGACGUAAAGGCUGCAGAUAUUAAGGUCCUCUUUGUAAAGCCUCUAGUUUACUGGACUCGUUUUUUCAUCAUUGCUACUGCAUUUUCUCGCCCACAGAUUGAUGCUAUUGGGUCCAAGAUAAAAGACCUAGCCGAGGAACAGUACGGAAGAGUUGCUAUUGGGGACACAAAACCUAACACCUGGACUUUGUAUGACUUCGGUGAUGUAGUUGUCCACGUUUUCCUUCCUCCAGAACGGGCUUUCUAUAACUUGGAGGAAUUUUAUGCCAAUGCAACGCCCAUUGACCUGCCUUUUGAAAAUCAACAACCUUUUCACGGCUGAGAAGGAUUCACAAGUUUGUCGAAGGUUUGAAAGGCUUCAUGUUUAACUGAUAUGCAUAGCCAUAACAGUUGCAGAGAUCUGAAUGUUGUUGAUUGGGAAUCUCCUUUCUCAGUUUGCUUGCUCAAGAUGCUGCUGUGCCGUUCAUCAGUUAUAGAGCAGUAGGGACAGUGGUAGUGUACAAGCCAAAAUGUAUUUCUUUUUCUUAUUGUAGCAAAUGACUCGAAAUGACUUGUAAUUUUGUUGCUGCAACAGACACCAUUGGUUAAAGGAAGAGGCUCGAGCCGUUAAUUGAUUCUAA
Molecule: messenger RNA, 1085 nt
Organism: Rhododendron vialii
Lineage: Eukaryota; Viridiplantae; Streptophyta; Magnoliopsida; Ericales; Ericaceae
Product: protein Iojap, chloroplastic
Exons: 5
Coding region: 131-787 (218 amino acids)
Biological process (GO): negative regulation of translation; negative regulation of ribosome biogenesis
Molecular function (GO): ribosomal large subunit binding
Source: RefSeq, a predicted model, not a curated record